AUGGCGAGCACUGAAUCAAAAAUCCUGGUGAAGGAUUGGUUAGAACUUUAUCCGGAACCACUGGCAACGGCAUCUCGCUUGUCUGCAGCUGAAGUCUUAAAAUUGUUAUCCGCUGGAAAAUCUGCAACAAUUCUUGAUUUGCGAAAUGACCGUACCCCAGGAUUCAUUCGUAAUUCAGUUCACGUUCCUGCUACUUCUAUUUUUGGGAAUACGAACAUAAAGGGACAGGUAGUGGACAAGAUGUAUGAGUUUAAUCCAAGUUUGAAUUACAUAAUUGUUCAUUGUAAUAGUUCAAAGAAUAGAGCCACCAAAGUCGCAGGUUGGAUCCAAGACUAUAUUAAUGACCAGAAGCCUGAAAAUUUGAAGGUUGCAGUAUUAAACGAAGGAAUUACAGGGUGGUUAGAAAAGCCUGAACCCUAUGCAUCUUUUGUAGAAAAGUGCCUGUAA
Messenger RNA from Debaryomyces fabryi, 447 nucleotides. RefSeq lists its product as uncharacterized. The transcript has a single exon. The coding region runs from base 1 to 447 and encodes 148 amino acids. The record is from RefSeq and is a predicted model, not a curated record. Lineage: Eukaryota; Fungi; Ascomycota; Pichiomycetes; Serinales; Debaryomycetaceae.